AUGGGCAAACUUAUUCGGCUGGAGCUUUUCAACUUCAAAUCUUACAAGGGCCACCACACCCUCUUGUUUGGAGAUGCUUACUUCACAUCAAUCAUUGGCCCUAACGGGUCUGGCAAAUCGAAUUCGAUGGACGCCAUCUCCUUCGUUCUAGGAAUCAAAUCCUCACACCUGAGAUCUACGAACCUUCGCGAUCUCGUGUACCGCGGUCGCGUCUUACGCACUUCGAAAGUCGAUGUCGACGGAGAGCCUAUCACCAACGGAGAAGAGGGCCAAGAGGAAGAUGACGAAGAUUUGGAUGCUUCACAAGAUGCAGGCGGCAAGAACGAUCCAAAAUCCGCCUGGGUCAUGGCAGUUUACGAAGAUGACGCCGGCGAGGAGCAGCAAUGGCGGCGAUCGAUUACCAGUCAAGGUGUCAGCGAGUAUCGCAUCAACAACCGAACCGUGACUGCUCAACAAUACAACGAGGCUUUGGAGGCGGAAAACAUUUUGAUUCGAGCGCGCAACUUCCUGGUGUUUCAGGGAGACGUCGAGGCCAUUGCUUCGCAGUCCCCACGAGACCUCACUAGGUUGAUUGAACAAAUCUCUGGCAGUUUGGAGCACAAGGCCGAGUAUGAGAAACUGAAGGCCGAGGCCGAAGAAGCUGCCGAGCAACAAACCGUUCAACUCAAUCGUCGCCGGGGCAUAAACUCUGAGGUCAAGCAAUACCAGGAGCAGAAGCGAGAGGCCGAGACCUUCGCGAAAAAGGCCGAGGAACGUGACCAGGCUAUCAUUACUCACAUCCUGUGGAAGCUCUUCCACUUCCAGCGUCUGAUCGAUGCUUCCAGUGCCGACAUUCAGAAAUACCAGGACGAGCUCAAGGAAUACCGCCGAGGCGUUGAGAAGUACGAAAACAACGUUGAGGACGCCAAGAAGGAGCACGCGCGCGUUGGUCGUGAUGUCGGGAAAGCCGAGAAAAACAUCUUGAAGAAGGAAAAGGAUAUUGAGGAACUCAACAACUCCUUGGUCCCCAUUGAUGAGAAGGUCGAAAUUACACAAAGGAAGGUUGAGCGCUAUGGGACGAAGAUCACUGAGAUCGGCAAAGAGCGUUCAGCCCAAUCUGAUAACGCCAAGCAACUCGACAAAAAUUUGAAGCUCGUAGAGAAAGCUCAGAGCCAAUGGGAAACCGAAUGGAAAAACACCACCAGCAAAACGGGUGGCCAGCUGAGCGAAGCUGAUCAGCAAGAGUAUCACAAGCUCCGUGAGGAGGUCAGCAAGCGAUCAUCUGCUGAUCAGUUGACUCUUGACAACCUGCGCCGACAGCGAAAAACCGAAGCCGAGGCUGUAAACAGCUUAAAGGGCAAAGUCGAAUCCACCGAGUGGCAGCUGAAGAACCUUGAGCUCGAUGCGUCCAACAUGAACGACCGAAAGUCGGCUCUCAACGACACCAUCAAGGCUACUUCAAAGGACAUUGACCGCAAGAAGAAAGAACUAAACGCCUUGACAUCAGAGCGUCUCAAAGUUUCGCAGAUGCGCACAGAAUGGGAGGAGAAGCUCCAGGUCGUCUUGCGAAAGUUGCUUGAGGCUGACGAUGGAAAGAAGCAAACUGAAAAAGAUAUCCGGGCCAAAGAGCUAAUCUCAACUCUGAAGCGCAUCUUCCCUGGUGUGAAGGGCCGUGUGAGUGACCUCUGCCGACCCAAGCAGAGGAAGUAUGCCGACGCAGUGAGUACUGUGCUAGGCCGCCACUUCGACGCCAUCGUGGUGGACAAUGAAAAGACCGCCAAGGAGUGUAUUCAGCAUCUUCGCGACCAGCGCGCCGGCCAGGCCACCUUCAUCCCACUUGAGACAAUCCAGGUCAAGGCUUUCAAUUCUAACCUGAAGGGCAUGCAUCGCGGAAUGCGUCCUGCCAUCGAAACUGUUGACUACGAUGAUUCUGUCGCGCGUGCCAUCAGCUACGCCUGCGGAAACUCAAUUGUUUGUGACGAUCUGGCCACAGCAAAGUAUCUGUGCUACGAGCGAAAUGUCGACGCGAAAGCAGUCACCUUGGAUGGUACUGUCAUUCACAAGGGCGGUCUGAUGACCGGUGGUCGAGGUCCUCAGCAAAAUAACUCGAAGCGUUGGGAAGACUCCGAAGUGGAGAACCUUCACAAGCUCAAAGAAAAACUCAUGAGCGAUCUUGCCAACCUCCCGAAGGCCCAUCGCCGUGGCUCUGAAGAAGAGACCCUUCAGGGCGAGUUGGUUGGUCUCGAGCAACGGUUGAAUUAUGCACGCGACGAGCUGAAAGCUCUUGAAAGGAACAUCGAGAGCAAAGGCAGUGAACUUGACUUUGUCAAGCGCCAGGUGCAAGACUUGCGUCCCAAUGCUGUCGAAGAUGAGAUUUACCGCAACUUUUGCAAGCGCCUCGGCUAUGACAACAUUCGCGAAUACGAAGCACAGCAGGGGUCCUUGCAGGAGGAGGCUGCGCAGAAGAAGCUUGAGUUCACAACGCAGAAGAGCCGCAUUGAGAACCAGCUCAGCUUUGAGAAGCAACGCAUUCAGGCAACAGAUGAUCGUAUCAAUGGCCUGAAGGCUCAAUAUGAGCGUGACAUGACUUUGAUCGAGGAGCUCAAGAGUCAGCAAGAGGAAAUCCGUAAUCAGUUGGAUGAGUUUAGUGCCGAACUUGAGCUUUUGCGUGAAAAUCUCGAGAAGCAGAAAAAGAUCUACGUGCAGUCAGCUGAGAAUUUAGCCGACCAACGACGAGAGCUUCAGAAGCGCAGCAAGCAUGUUGAAAGUGCCUUGAAGGAUAUUAACGGACUCGAAGCCGAAAUCCAACGGAACUCAUCUAGCCGAUACGCUCUUUUACGACGAUGCAAGCUCGAAGAUAUUGACCUUCCAUUGACGGAUGACUCUAACUCCCUGGACAAGCUUCCUAUCGAUGACCUGGUGCAGGCCGCUGAUCCGGAUGCCAUGGAUGUUGACGAGGCUGAUGAUUUGGACGGUGAAGGCCCCGUGGUUCAGGACUAUGGCAUUGAGGUCGACUUCGAGUCCCUUGGAGACUCUCUGAAAGAGUCGGCUGAAGAGAAGCUCGAAGAGGAGUUGCUCGAGAAGGUUCGCACUCUCAACAACGAGCUUGACAAGAUGGCACCGAAUGCCCGAGCCAUGGAACGCUUGGAGACGGUUGAGAACAAGCUUCGCAGCACUGAGAAGGACUUUGAGGAUGCUCGCCGACAAGCUCGCAGGGCCAAGGAUGGUUUCGAGGAAGUGAUGAAGAAGCGCUCUGAUCUCUUCAACAAGGCCUUCACACAUAUCUCCGAGCAGAUUGGUCCGAUCUACCGUGAGCUGACGCGGAGCACGAACUACCCACUAGGUGGACAAGCGUACCUGGAUAUUGAAGACUCAGAUGAGCCUUACCUCGACGGUAUCAAGUACCACGCCAUGCCUCCUCUGAAGCGAUUCCGCGACAUGGAGCAUCUUUCUGGUGGUGAAAAGACCAUGGCAGCGCUCGCCUUGCUAUUUGCCAUCCACUCCUACCAACCAUCACCCUUCUUCGUGCUCGACGAAGUUGACGCUGCUCUUGACAACACGAAUGUGGCCCGCAUUGCCAAUUACAUCCAUGACCACGCCGCCCCUGGCAUGCAAUUCAUUGUCAUCAGUCUGAAGACUGGUCUAUUCCAGAAUAGUGAAGCCCUUGUCGGCAUUUACCGUGAUCAGGUGGAGAACAGCAGCAAGUCCUUAACGCUCGACCUCCGCAAGUAUACCUGA
Molecule: messenger RNA, 3717 nt
Organism: Penicillium maclennaniae
Lineage: Eukaryota; Fungi; Ascomycota; Eurotiomycetes; Eurotiales; Aspergillaceae
Product: cohesin subunit SMC1
Exons: 6
Coding region: 1-3717 (1238 amino acids)
Biological process (GO): sister chromatid cohesion
Cellular component (GO): nucleus; cohesin complex; chromosome
Molecular function (GO): DNA binding; protein binding; ATP hydrolysis activity
Source: RefSeq, a predicted model, not a curated record